AUGGCUAUCCACAAGAAGAAAUGAUUUACAGAUGGAGAAAAAACUCAGUAGAAGCUGCAGAUCAGCAAUCUUGGAGACUCUAUCAGUUUGACUUCAUGGGACUCAGAAAUACUUCUGAUAUUGUGCAAACAUCAGCAGGUGAUUAUAUAGUCAUGACUAUAUACUUCGAUUUAAGUAGAAGAAUGGGAUACUUCACUAUUCAAACAUACAUUCCCUGUAUAUUAACUGUUGUCCUAUCCUGGGUAUCAUUUUGGAUUAAAAAAGAUGCCACACCAGCAAGAACAGCCCUAGGUAUCACCACAGUAUUAACCAUGACAACUCUGAGCACCAUUGCAAGAAAUUCCUUGCCCCGUGUUUCCUAUGUCACUGCGAUGGACCUCUUUGUGACCGUAUGCUUCCUGUUUGUCUUUGCCGCUUUGAUGGAGUACGCAACCCUCAACUACUACUCAAGUUGCAGGAAGCCACACUGUACAAAAAAGAAAAAGUCGCUGCCUGAUGUCAGUUUUGGUCACAUGAUGAAUUAUUCUGUGUUAGAGAUGAGACCUCCCCCUACAGUCAUCGCACUGAACAAUGCCAUGUACUGGCAAGAAUUUGAAGACAAUUGUAUCUAUGAGUGUCUGGAUGGGAAAGACUGUCAGAGUUUUUUCUGCUGCUAUGAAGAAUGCAAAUCAGGCUCCUGGAGGAAAGGACGGAUACACAUAGACAUCUUAGAACUCGACUCUUAUUCCAGAGUCUUUUUCCCCACAUCAUUCCUGCUCUUUAACCUGGUGUACUGGGUUGGAUACCUCUAUCUCUAG
Python bivittatus (Burmese python) is the source of this 797-nucleotide messenger RNA. The record is from RefSeq and is a predicted model, not a curated record. NCBI's taxonomy places the organism in Eukaryota, Metazoa, Chordata, Lepidosauria, Squamata, Pythonidae.